Messenger RNA from Pichia membranifaciens NRRL Y-2026, 1978 nucleotides. RefSeq lists its product as hypothetical. The transcript has a single exon. Gene Ontology annotation, cellular component: U4/U6 x U5 tri-snRNP complex. The record is from RefSeq and is a predicted model, not a curated record. Bases 241 to 1701 code for a protein of 486 amino acids. NCBI's taxonomy places the organism in Eukaryota, Fungi, Ascomycota, Pichiomycetes, Pichiales, Pichiaceae. Gene Ontology annotation, biological process: mRNA splicing, via spliceosome.
UGCUUAUCGGAAGUUUUAAAAUGACUGUGUAUUUCAAAACCUUGACUCAACUACAUGUACUACACUGGGGUUGUCGUGAUGGGUACAUGUGCAUGAUUACGUAAUACUUCUCAAAGUAGUAAGCAAGGAAAAGAAUUAAGAUGAAUAAGAAAGAAAGUUGAACCUUGUCGAGACGAAUUCCGCAUACACAAAAGUACGCUGCAGCUCGAUAGAAAUUAAGAAGUCUGGUCGAGGUUAAAAAUGAAACGAGGUAGAAAUGCAAAAUUGGGGCCGAAUGUUGAAGUUAAGAAAAGAGCCCGGAUUGGGGUGACUGAACAUGAAAAUGUUAAAGAAGCAAAAGAUGAGGAAGAAAUCCUGAAAAAUAUCAAGAUACAUCCCUUAUUGCAAAUGCCAUUGGGCACACAGAAAAUGGGUCAAGAUGAUAAUGAUAUUAGUGAUAAAAAAAGAAGCAGUAAAACGGUACCGAAAAUCAAGAACCCUUUGUUGAGCGAUUGGAAGCAACGUGAUGGUUUCACUAUCAACCCAUACAUCGACCAGUCUGACUUAUCGAUUGUGCCAGAAAGGAAGAGCAGAGCACUAAGAAUCAAUGAGCCUGGUAAACAGAUUGAACGGGCCAACAAUCUGCGACAGCGGGCUAAGCAAGAAAGGCUGGAAUUGGAACAUCAGGAAGAGCUAAAGAAGAAAAACCUCGUUCCAGACGAACGUAUCGGGGAGGAUAGAUACGGUGACGAAUUUGCGGAACCACCGCCAUACAUUGAAUGGUGGGAUGUGCCUUUUUUGAAAAACGGUAUGCGCCGAGGAUGCAGAUACGAAGGCUGCGGAGAGGAGGUUGUUACAUACAAGGAUGAAAAUAGUGAGGACAAUCCGAUUACAAGUUACAUACAGCAUCCUGUUCCGAUUGAGGCUCCAUGGGAGAGAUUGAUACCAACUCCGAAACCGUUGUUUUUGACAAAGCAGGAGCAAAAGCGGUUGCGGAAAAACCGGAGGAUGCUUUUGAUGAAGGAAAAGCAAGACCGAAUUAAGCUUGGGUUGGAUGCGGCGCCGAAACCAAAAGUGAAGUUGAAGAACCUUAUGAAUGUCUUGACAAAUGAGACGAUUCGAAAUCCAACAGAAGUCGAGAUGCGGGUUCGGCAAGAGAUCCAGGAGCGUGCCGAUGAGCAUGAGCGGAUGAACGCAGAGAGAAAAUUGAACAAGGAGGAGAGAAGACACAAGGUCGAACAAAAGGUAGAGCAAGACCGUAGCCGUGGGAUAUACAGCUGUGUUUUUGUUGUGCAGCGUUUGGUCAACCCGAAGCACCUCUACAAGGUGGACAUGAAUGCGAAGCAGCUCAUGCUCACGGGUGCAUGUUUGCGGUUGAGGCGGGGGAGGAGUCUGGUCAUAGUGGAAGGGGGGCUCAGGGGUGUGGAGAAGUACAAGAGCCUCAUGAUGCGGAGGAUCAACUGGACGGCCAACGAGAGCCCCAGGACGAAAGACGGGGACAGCCCUACCACCGCUCCGGGUCCAGGUCCGGCUCUGCUGCUGGAGGACUUGAGCGACAACCGGUGUGACAGGGUGUGGGAGGGAGAGGUUCCCGAGGCGAGGUUCCACAAGUGGACAGAGUACACGUUUGAGUCCGACGAGGCGAUCAUCGAGUUCUUGAGCAAGUACAAGCUGGAGAACUACUGGCGGCAGAGCGUGUAUCUGGAGCAGGAGGACGCCUAGCGACGCCGCAUGGCGGGUGCUUGUCCUGUGUAUUAGAGGGGUGUGUGGAAUUAACAUAUAUACAGAAGGUCGACAGUCAACUAACUAAGUAAUCCAUUAGCUAACGCUUAUUCCUGGACCUUGGCCAAGAUCUCGGAAUCUCUCAUCAAGAGGUACUCCUCCUUCUCGAUGUUGAUUGGCGAGCCGCCAUGCGGAGGAAGCAGGACCUUGUCGCCUGCCUGGACGGAUGGCUUGAUGAGCUCGCCGUUCUGCGAGGUGAAGCCUGGCCCGACAGCGA